UUUUUAUUACCUAUACGCGUCUAACCACUGUCCGCUGCCGAUCGUCUCUCGUCGCGUCCGUUCGAUCAGUCAGUCAGAGUCGGUCGUCGAACGCAUUAGGCAAUAUAUUUAGCUGGCAUCCACCGCAAAAAUAUUAUACUACAUACAUCGUUAUUGAUAUAUCAAUAUUAAAAAAAAAACUCUAUACAGGCGCCGACAUCCGAUCAAGUCAGUACAAGCGGUCGGCCGUCGUCGGUGGGAAUCGCACGCGGACGUCAUCGCCAUCACACGUCAUACGUGCACAUAUAACCAAUAUAUUAUAACUGCAUCACGGCAUCAUAUAUAUUGUCAGGUCCGUGUCGUAUAGUCGUCCUCGCUCGGCGCUAUAUUUGAUAAGUCGAUAUCGUCGUCAUAUAUUACAAACGCGGGAACCACGACAGUAUAGUAAGUCGACGUAGAAGACACGACCGACAUGGACAAGCAACAGGAAGCCGCGGUAGCAGCAGCCGGUACACCGUCGGAAGACAGCAUCAGCAUGAAAACGGAAUAUCCCACGCACGAGGUGUACGUCUCCGAACCGCCACCGGCUUACAAACUCAAAACUAGACCGACUGCCGUCCAAAUAGCGAGAAUAGCGGCAUUCACUGUGAUCGCGUGCUCGUUCAUACUUGGAUCAUUCAUGUUGGCUGCUGCUUGGCUACAAGCAAACGCAUCUUGCUCACAGUUAAUGCACGCCGAAGCACUCCUCAGACAGAGUGAAGAGGCUGUAGACCGUCCACAGUAUCAAGCACUAGUCGACCCUUUGCAAUCAGACGAGACAUCUGAUUCAAAGCAAGAGGAACUUCCCGUGCACCAACAGUCAACCAGAAACGCCGAAAGUACGACAACCGGUAAUAACGAUCAACAACCAGCUGCACCAGUUCAAAUCAAGUUCCCAAUGGAAUUAGAUUUCGACGAAAUCGUUGGGGCUUUACUUGAGAAAAAUCAACGUUCGCGCAUGAACUGUGUGAUUGAGAAGAAACGCGCCGAAGAAGUCAUGGACCAUCAACCAAAAACGUUGCGUCUGCCGUUCGGAGUAAACAUUACUACUGAUCCUCGUUUUGAACACGUUACGGGUGAACGAUUGAGCAUCGUUUGCGAGAGUGGACAUGAUGAAAGACGAACUCCAAGCCCGGUGGAACAAAUGCAACAACAGCCAUCUAUAAUGAUGCCGAUGCCAAUGGGCAAUAAUCCGAUGACUCAUUUACCAAGUAUGAUGGGACCACCACCGCCACCACCGCCACCACAACAACACCAUAUGCCACAUCCUCACCAUCAUCAAGGUCCAAUUCCAUUGGCCAUGAUUGCCCGAAUCAACGCCGACAUUGACAAUCAGCUUCAACUGCAAGAGCAACAGCAGAUCGAAGAGCACAUCAUCCCCAUCUUUCAACAGUUGUUACCCGAACUGAGACCAUCGCCCGAUAGCCACCACGAACACCAUAAACAAGAAGCAGAAGACAGAGCUAUGCCCAACAAAGUUCUAUAUCAUCCAGCGAUGGCCGAAGGAAGAGCCAUGUACACCGUUGCUAUAUCCGACAAGCCAAACGGAGACGGACCGAUGAUGCACCACCAAGCUAUGCCGUCCGAAUCUGUGCGCCAGAAUGCACCCAUAUUCCAGAGGGUUCCUAUUCACGUGCCCGUGUCCAUGAUGAUGCCACCUGGUGCCGGACAAUCGAUCCAACAAGACAAUCCAAUAGACGAACCCAAACCAGAUCUUCGUCCACACUUUGUUCACCCACGUUCAGUUGAGUCAGUUCAUGAUAUCAACCAAAAUGAAGAGAUGGAUUCUAGAAAAUGAUUUUUCAAUUUGGCAAACAUUAUUUUACAUUAAAAAAAGAAUAGAUCUUUUGUUAAUGUCGGUAAAUUCUUAAAAUAAGCCCAAAUUGACAUUAGGAUUACAAGAAUCAAAUAACAAUUAAGCUUAAAGAAUUUUUAUGGAUAUUUGAUGUCAAGAAAUCAGUGUAUUUGGUAUACAUAUAAUAUAUAUUUGAUCUUUGUUUACAACAUAGUAUUUUUAAGUUUUGUUAAUGUUAAUUGUGAUAGAUUAAUAGAUUAUUAUAACAUUUAUAGUUUUGCUUUCAAAUAAAAUCUAUAUUCAAUUUUGUUAAA
This is a messenger RNA of Rhopalosiphum padi (bird cherry-oat aphid), 2127 nucleotides long. RefSeq lists its product as uncharacterized. Bases 452 to 1816 code for a protein of 454 amino acids. The record is from RefSeq and is a predicted model, not a curated record. The transcript has 6 exons. NCBI's taxonomy places the organism in Eukaryota, Metazoa, Arthropoda, Insecta, Hemiptera, Aphididae.